Malassezia globosa CBS 7966 is the source of this 1047-nucleotide messenger RNA. RefSeq lists its product as uncharacterized. The coding region runs from base 1 to 1047 and encodes 348 amino acids. NCBI's taxonomy places the organism in Eukaryota, Fungi, Basidiomycota, Malasseziomycetes, Malasseziales, Malasseziaceae. Gene Ontology annotation, molecular function: nucleic acid binding; 3'-5' exonuclease activity. The transcript is spliced from 2 exons. Gene Ontology annotation, biological process: nucleobase-containing compound metabolic process. The record is from RefSeq and is a predicted model, not a curated record.
AUGGCGCGUUCUCGGCACGCAGGUGUCCUGAGCCAUUCCGUUUGCAAUGCAAGUCUCCUCUCAUCUCUCAGAUGUUUUCAUUCAUCCACGCGUUAUGUCAGUGAUCAUGCACGCGUCGUCGAUGAUCUGGCCGCGUCUUUCGCAGACGCAUAUCCAUCUGCAUCAACAACAUCUGCAUCUGUGCCUGCAUCGUCAGCAUCAUCAUCCAUGCCGCAGUAUACAUAUAAGAGACCACACGGAGUUGUUCAGCGUGCUAUCCAGACAAUACUGAAGCAGUCACCGUAUACACAUGCAAUUCCCACAAUGCAUUAUGUGACCAAGUCACACUUAGUCGAUAAACUUUUACCACCUGCUUUGGCCCAUACAAACACGCUGGGCGGCAUUGUUGGUCUAGAUCUCGAGUGGAAUUUUGGUCUUCGUAUGGGGAAAACGGCCGUUGCCCAACUUGCGACUGCGAAUGACAUAUUUGUCAUUCAUCUUUCGCAGAUGAAGCGCCUUCCUGAUACCCUAGUGGCUAUGCUUCAAGAUCCACACAUUCUAAAAUCCGGUGUUGCAGUUCGACAGGAUCUUAGCAAGCUGCAGCGCGACUUUGGGAUUGAGACAUGUGGCGCGUUGGAGCUCAGCCGUAUUGCGUGGAAGCUCGAUCCUGAGCGAUGGAAUGGUCGCCGCGCACUUAUUAGCCUACGGGACUUGUGCGCUGCAUACCUUGGCUGCGACUUGGCCAAAGGACCAACGCGCACAAGCUCAUGGACACAAGUACCGCUCACCAACGAGCAAAUCACGUACGCCGCAUCAGAUGCAUAUGUCUCGUUGGAACUAGCGCAUGCCAUGCUUCUUGAUGCGCAUGCCAAGCGACCCAUGUCUUCCGAAGAUGCGCAGAAGCUGUUGACUGAAGUAUCGCAAGCCAAAGGCCGGCGCGUGGCUGCGCGGCCAAGGCUCGCAAACCUGGCAUCGGCUACGAACAGAGUUCUCUCACCCAUCCAUGCACUACAUUGUUGUGCGCUAUGCAUACGGCUUCGUAAAGCAGGGUGUGUUUACAUAUCCUGA